Ahaetulla prasina is the source of this 1351-nucleotide messenger RNA. RefSeq names its product proto-oncogene Mas-like. Gene Ontology annotation, molecular function: G protein-coupled receptor activity. The transcript is spliced from 6 exons. Gene Ontology annotation, biological process: G protein-coupled receptor signaling pathway. Bases 102 to 1229 code for a protein of 375 amino acids. NCBI's taxonomy places the organism in Eukaryota, Metazoa, Chordata, Lepidosauria, Squamata, Colubridae. Gene Ontology annotation, cellular component: membrane. The record is from RefSeq and is a predicted model, not a curated record.
CUUCCUUCAGGAGAUUCCUCCUAUCAUUAUCAGUGCCCAGGUGGUCCACCUUAUCCGCGGGCGUGAACUUUUCUAAGCAAGGAAACAACACUUGUUGCACAAUGGAGCAGCAAUUUAAUUUCUCAGAAGGUAAUUUUUCAUUCCCAAUAAUAUCAAAGGACUUCCCUGAUGUGGUACACGGAAUACACAUGAUACAGAACGAAUUUCGAAUUCCUCUAAGUCCUGAAAGUGGUUCUGAAGUGGUCGACUUUAAUUUCAAUGCUACUGGAACUGUUCCAAAUGUUUCUAAAAUACCAGAAAUUUUUUCUUCUCCUUAUGAUCAACUGUUCGAUAAUUUAACACGAAAUCUUCUCAAUGGCUUCAUUGCCCUUAUUUGCAUUUUAGGCCUGGUGGGAAAUGGAACGACGAUUUAUCUCCUAGCCUUUUCCAUUAAGAGGAAUCCUUUCACCACUUUCAUCCUGAAUCUCUCCAUCGCUGAUUUUGGGGUCAUCAUAUCCCUCAUUACUGCAGCUAUAUGUGCGUCAGUGUUUACUCUGAGUCACCAAACAUACCGUAUCAAUGCCUUUUUCUUCUUACUUUUUGAGUUCUUUUUCUUCACUUAUUCUGCCAGCCAGUUUCUGCUGACGGCCAUCAGCCUGGACAGGUGUGUGGCUGUCCACUUCCCACUCUGGCAUCGCUGCCAUCGUCCUCCAUAUUUAUCCAGACUUGUUUGUGGCCUCAUCUGGAUCCUCUCCUUCCUGCUCUCUAUGGUGCACUUCAUCCUCCACCAGACCAGAACCUAUGGAAGUUCACCUUUGUUUUACCAGCUGAUUGUGAAUGGUUUACUUUGUACGCCUCUCAUGGUUGUGUCCACUGUGACCCUCUGGAUUCAUAUGAGAUCUAAAAUGCAACGCAAUCAAAGGAAACUGCUCACCACCAUCUUGCUGGCUCUCCUCUUCUUCCUCCUGUUUUCUCUCCCAAUGAAUGUCUUUUAUGGCAUUAAAUAUUUUGUUUCCUAUAAUCCCCUCCUCCUGACCAUUGGGGUAGGAUGUGCCACUCUCAACAGCAGCAUCAACCCUCUUCUUUAUUUCUUAGUGGGGAGGAAGAAGAGAGGAAAGGAUCAGCACAGAGCAUCUUACAAGGUUGCUCUGCAAAGAAUCUUUAAGGAUGAGACGGGAAGCACCGAAGAGCAGGAAACCACAAAUGAAAGCCAAUUUGCCCCACGUGGUCCACCUUAUUCACGGGCGUGAACUCUUCUAAGCGAGCAAACAACACUUUUUGCACAAUGGAGCAGCAAUUUAAUUUCUCAGAAGGUAAUUUUUCAUUCCCAAUAAUAUCACACGACUUCCCUGAUGUGGUACACGGAAUACAC